GUGUGUGUGUGUGUGUGUGUGUGUGUGUGUGUGUGUGUGUGCUGACAUGAACCAUCUGUGAUGACAUUCAGUUGGCUGACUGGUGUAGCUGGGAGGACAGAGUGAGGAGAGCUAAAGAGAAAAAGAAACUCCAAGAGCAACAAAGACUAAAGCAGGAUUUAUUAAACAAGUCAAGAGAAGAGAAAGUGAAACUCAGAGACAAGGUGAGAUUGUUUUAGCAAGGACGUACAGAGACAGUUUGACCGACUGAAAUGGAAUCAAAUAGACUGAGACAAACUUGGGAUUAUCAGUAACGGAUCAUCUAAAGUGGAGUUUCUCAAACAUGGACUAGUCUGGGAGUCUGCACAUACAUACCCACACACAACACACACACACACACACACACACACACACACACACACACACACAUACACUUUCUACUCACACAUACACACCUUUGGUUUCCUGUUGUGAGCCGUCUUAGCAGUGGACAGCAUGCAGGAGUCUCCGGGUGCCAUGGGGGUAGAUGGCAGCUAUGCCAGCAAUGUUCCAGCCUUUCUCACCAAACUGUGGACCCUGGUGGAGGAUCCAGACACCAACCACCUCAUCUGCUGGAGUGCUACUGGGACAAGUUUCCAUGUGUUUGACCAGGGACGCUUUGCCAAGGAAGUUUUGCCAAAGUACUUCAAACACAAUAAUAUGGCGAGCUUUGUUCGACAGCUCAACAUGUAUGGUUUCCGUAAAGUGGUGAACAUUGAGCAGAGCGGUCUGGUGAAGCCUGAGAGAGACGACACAGAGUUCCAACAUUUAUACUUCCUUCAGGGACAUGAACACAUGCUUGAGCACAUCAAGAGGAAGGUAUCUAUAGUGAAAAGUGAGGAGACCAAAGUUCGUCAGGAGGACCUCAGUAAACUGCUGUAUGAAGUCCAGCUUCUCAGAACACAACAGGACAACAUGGAAUGUCAGAUGCAGGACAUGAAACAACAGAAUGAAGUGCUGUGGAGAGAGGUGGUCUCACUGAGACAGAAUCACACACAGCAACAGAAAGUCAUGAACAAGCUGAUUCAGUUUCUGUUCAGCCAGAUGCAGUCCAACACACCCAGCACUGUGGGCCUAAAGAGAAAGCUGCCUCUGAUGUUGGACGACGGCUCUCCCAGCCCUCCCGCCUCCAAGUUCAGCCAUAGUCACCCAAUGGAGUCCAUGCACGAACCUUUCUACAUCCAGUCGCCAUCCAGUGAUACUGCUUCUUGCUCUACUAGUGGGCUGACAGGAGGACCAAUUAUCUCAGAUGUUACUGACAUGUCUCAGGCCAGUAUGGCCCUUCAGAUGCAGCCUGAUGAGACCAGGGAGAAGUGUAUGAUGCUUAUCAAAGAGGAGCCUGUGAGUCCAGGAGUGAGAGGAGGAGGGAAAGGAGGCAGUGUAGGGGGAGGAGAGGCUGUAGCGUUGACCUCCUCCUGUGAGGUGUGCUCCUCAGAACCUCCUGUCCUUCCCGUCGCAAUGGUCCAGUCUGUCCUGGAGGGGAGGGGCUCUGUGGCUUCUAUGGUGGAGCGGAGGAGUAAGAGACCUGCCCUGGACCGAGUGGAGGUUUCAGAUGCAGUGGAGAAUGUGGAUAUGAGCCUGGAGGAGCUGCAGCAGCUGCUGCUCAGGAGCCAUCAGCAGAGUACUGUGGAAGCUGGGACCAGCGCUGUUAUGGAUCCCUUCAGUUUAAGCCUGCCUCUGACUGAGUGGAACUUCACAGAGAUGGAGUCCAACCUCAAAUCAUACAUGUUCCAGAACCAGGAAGCAGAAGCUUUUCCAGCUGCUGGAUGUGAGGAACAGUGAUCGAUCUGUGCUGUGGACUGUCCUUUCUGAAGUGAAAGGCCACAGAAGCUGCUGUUCCCCUCAUUAUUCCACUCUGCAUGGGUUCGAUCCCACAGCCCUGCCAGGCUGUUUCUUACGCGUGGCUUUACUUUCUUUCUUUCGUUCCAUUCACAUACCUACAAAGUGCAGCAAUGAAGAAGUCUGCAUGCUUAUAUUUCCUGGCCAGUUGACUGCCAUUGGGCCUGUCAGCCACCAGCUCUGUGGGCAUGAGGAAAUAUAUAUACAUAUAUCUAAACUCCAAUAUUAUGCCAGCUGGAUGCAGGCGGUGCAUUCUUGGCUCCAGCACUUUAGUCUUUGUGUGAGAGGGAGUUCCUGCCUGUGAAAGUGACUUUUUCUUCCUCUAUUGUAUAAAGAAUCUAUUACGGAUGUACAAAUGAAUAUUUUUAUUAUUUUAUCCUUCCUACAAAAAUACUGUAUUUGUAUCCAAGAGAAAACUUAAAGCAAAAAAAAAAAAAAAAAAGUCACUGUGAAAAACCAUCUUGGGGGGGACAAUGUAGCAUACUGUAUAUUACAAGUUAUGUGAAUUUUGUCAGUCUGUGUAAGGUUGUUGACGAUGUAAAGGCUCCUCAUAUAUUUCAUGCAUUUCAGAUCAUGAUAAAUGUGUUGAGAUAGAUCAGAGGUGAGUAAGCCUUCUAUGAUAUGAAAGGUUCCUUUAGCAAAAAUGUGGAGGAGGUUUUACACACUGAAGCACCCAUCUAAUGUAUCUUUGCACAGGCCUGACAUGUAGCUGGAGACUUAGAGUUAUUUCUCUUCUGUCCAUUUAAAUGUGAAGUUUCAAGGAAAUAUUAAAAGAUAGACUUCUCAUUUGACAAAACCAUGAACACCACUGCAUUUUUGCACAAUCUGUAUCACUAGUUAUAUAGAGUUAUGACAACAGGUCAUUUAUUUUCUGUUUGUAGAUGACCAACACUUUGUUGCUCUACACAUGCAUGUCUAAAAGAGAUACUGGCCUCAAUAACAGGGGUUUCAAAAAUCCAAAAGCAAAAUUUAGCCUUGGAGACACGGUGUCUCUGAAUGUUACUACUGUUUUUAACUGGCCACACGUUAAGUUAAACCUUGAGUGUGCAUAGAACAUAGAAACCCUAAUAGAGAGUCAAGACAGUGGGAUGCUGCUUUUCAUACUCUGUAAAAAAGUUAAAAAAAUUAAAAAGAUAGAAUACUCAGUACCCAGGAGCCAGUCUUUAAAAAGAUUUUGUUAUGGUUGACUGCGUUUCAGUAAAUGCUUGGUGGGGUGGUUACUUGAGAAUUUAAUCUGUUAUAGAACCAUGAAUACCUGCUUGAAGAAAUGCAUAUUAAUUUUCUGUAUUACUAAAGAUAAUGAAUAACCAUUGGAUGUAAAAUAUUAGUCCUCAGCACUGGUUGCAGGCAACAGUUUAAUGGUUAACUUGAUGCUGAAAAUUCUUCUGGGAAACCUCCAGGAGAUGAGUUGAAUCGUGCAAUACUGUACAGAACUGUGAGAACUCACAAAAUUGCAAUACAUGGAUGACCAUAGGAAUGUAGGAAACAGCAACUGUGAGUGGUGGACUGGAAGACACCAUAGUAAGAUGCACUGCAGAAGGAUAAUGUUAGCCUGUGAAUCUUAAAGCCCUGCUAGCUCUUCAUGCUGAGUCGGACCAAAGCUUCAGCCUGUAGUUUCAGCAGCCCAGUCGCCAGAAGAAAAUGUUGACAUUGUAUAUUUUUGCAAACCAUGAGUAUGUUACAUUUGCACAUUUCAUACAUAUCAUAUCAACAUUUCAAAAGUGAUGUAGUAUAGCAGCUGGUGGAUGACGUGACACCUAGGCGAGACACCUAUCGAGCUGCAGACCACUGUUCGAGACCAACUGGUUGUAAUUUAGUAAGCUGUCACUGUUUUUCCAGCGGCUUUUAGGCACAAAAAGCAAAUGCUUUUUCCGAGACAUAGUUGCUUUUCCUGCCUGAAAUGUAGUUGUUUUUUUUACAGAGACACUGCUGGUUUUCCUGCAGGGAUAUUAGCACAAUAACAGCUGUCUUUUGCUGAGACAUCACUGCUUUUCCUGCAGAGAAUGAAAAGCAGUUGUUUCUUUACCGAGACAUCGUCACUUUUCCUGCCCAGACAAUGGCACAAAGUUGUUUUUGCUAAGACGUUGCUGCUUUUUCCUGUGGGAUAGUGACAUGAAAAGUGAUUGUUUGUUACCAAGACACCACCAUUUUCCUGCCAGAAAAAAAGCAGCUGUUUUUUUUUGUUUUACAGACAUAGCUGCUUUUACCGCAGGGAUGGUGGCAUAAAAAGUGGAGGUUAUCGUUGAGAAAUCAUUGUUUACCUGCUGGGAUAGUGGCACCAAAGGCAAUUGUUUUUAGACAGACAACACUGCUUCUUCUGCUGGGAUAGAAGCACAAAAAGUAGAUGUUUUUUGUUGAGAUAUCACUGAUUUUUCUAUUGGGAUUGUGCCCCCCAGAAUGCUCAUUUGAAGCCAAAACAUGAUCUUUUCCUAACCAUUAUUCCAGUGGUUUUUGUGCCUAAAUGUAACCACAUGUUUACCACAGCCUUGUUGAAAUGAAAAAUGUCAAUAUAUGUGCAACACAAUAACAUGCAAAUGCAACAUAUCUGUGGUUUGCAGGAAUGUAAAAAGCCAACAUUUUUGGGGGACUGGGUUGGUUUCAGUUCAGUUUUGAGGAGGCGCACGUUAGCUACAACUUAGCCUGCUGCAAGUCUAUGCGUGUAGCCCCACUGUAACCGCAACCCCUUAUAGCUGAAUGCCUUCUUGCACAAAAUAGCUGGACACUUUGGGAAUCUAAAAGCCCUGCUAGCUCUUUACACCCAGUCAAUCCAUGCAGAUUUGAACUAGCUUAACAACCAGCCAACCAGCAACUGUAUUUUCAGAACUACACUCUGCUGCUAGCAAGGCCAAAAAUUGGUAGCGAUUUGCAUUAGCUUUUAGAAAAGGGCAUGUACAGUGGUACUUGGUACAGUAUGAUUUAGCAAGUUAGAAAAUAACAUAGACAGGAUUGUAACUGAUAUAUUACGGCACUGAGUCAGGAAAAAACGACAGCUGUGUUGAUACUGGGUAGAUUUACCGAGACAUUAAAUUGAAUUUGCCAGAUUAAAAAGCUAAUGCAAACUGUCCCUUGCAGGUUAACAUUUUUGUGUCAGACCCUCCUUCCCUGUGCAACAGGCUGUGGUGUAUAACAAGUGAAAUUGCACUAAAAAUCACAGUUGUAUGAUAUUUGAGAGUAUACAGUACAUUUUAGACAUAGCAUUUAUUCUUGUUCCUCAUGAUAAUAUGAGUGUUGAUGAUUUUUUUUUUCAAGGAGUGAUGAAUACACACAUUCAGUUGCUGUUGUGUUCUUAAUUUAUUCUGUUUUCCAUUUACUCAUUUGCACUGGAAAUGAAUGGAUGUGUGUUCAAAUGACAUUUAUGCUUGUCAGGAUUGCAGAUAGAUAAGGAAGUAUUUUUGUUAACUGAGUGAAAAAGAUCUCCGCUGUAACAAAGCCUGGCAUCCCAAAAGCACUUCUGCACUACUUACAGACAACAACACAUCAGCACAUCAAUACAUUAAGAGAAGAUGGCAAAACCCUUUCUUGUUACAACAAAAUACACCUGCUGUCAAUAAAGUCACACGGGCAGUCUUAGUGCUUAGAUGCUUUUGAAAGCGGGCCACAACCUGCUAAAAAUGUGAAAUGUUUUAAAUAGUUUUUUGCAAAGACUAAAGUGUAUUGUUACAGCGAGUCAAAGAAACUGAACAUGUAUUCCACCUGUGUAUGAAAUAUUUAAGUUGUUAAAACAAAUAAAAGUGAAAGAAAGCAGACUAAAGACAUUUUAA
Messenger RNA from Epinephelus moara (kelp grouper), 5618 nucleotides. It is a transcript of the gene hsf4, whose product is annotated as heat shock transcription factor 4. The record is from RefSeq and is a predicted model, not a curated record. Lineage: Eukaryota; Metazoa; Chordata; Actinopteri; Perciformes; Serranidae. The transcript has 13 exons. The coding region runs from base 475 to 1800 and encodes 441 amino acids. Gene Ontology annotation, biological process: regulation of DNA-templated transcription. Gene Ontology annotation, molecular function: sequence-specific DNA binding; DNA-binding transcription factor activity.